Messenger RNA from Bombina bombina (fire-bellied toad), 1359 nucleotides. It is a transcript of the gene TFAP2D, whose product is annotated as transcription factor AP-2 delta. Gene Ontology annotation, molecular function: DNA-binding transcription factor activity, RNA polymerase II-specific; RNA polymerase II transcription regulatory region sequence-specific DNA binding. NCBI's taxonomy places the organism in Eukaryota, Metazoa, Chordata, Amphibia, Anura, Bombinatoridae. The record is from RefSeq and is a predicted model, not a curated record. The transcript has 8 exons. The coding region runs from base 1 to 1359 and encodes 452 amino acids. Gene Ontology annotation, biological process: regulation of cell population proliferation; anatomical structure development; regulation of transcription by RNA polymerase II. Gene Ontology annotation, cellular component: nucleus.
AUGUCAACCUCAUUCCCAGGACUCGUCCACGAUUCAGAGAUACGUCAUGAUGGAUCAAACAGCUAUCGUUUGAUGCAACUGGGAUGUCUGGAAUCUGUGGCUAACUCAACUGUCGCUUACUCUUCCACCUCUCCACUAACUUACUCCACAACUGGUACUGAAUUUGCUUCCCCUUAUUUUUCUGCAAAUCACCAGUACACCCCACUUCAUCACCAGUCCUUCCACUAUGAGUUCCAGCACAGCCACCCAGCUGUAAACCCAGAUGCCUAUUCCUUGAAUUCACUUCACCAUUCUCAGCAAUAUUAUCAGCAAAUCCAUCAUGGGGAGCCAACAGAUUUCAUUAAUUUGCACAAUGCCAGGGCACUCAAGUCAUCUUGUUUGGACGACCAAAGGAGAGAUUUCGGGUGCCUGGAUGCUUACCGUCGUCAUGAUUUGUCCCUUAUGAGCCACGGAUCCCAAUAUGGGAUGCAUCCUGAUCAAAGGCUAUUACCUGGAUCAAGUUUGGGACUUUCAGGCACAGGAGGAGAUGAUUUUCAGGGGUCAGUGGAAACUCAAUGUGGGUUAGUGCUCAACAGUCAAGGCGGCGUGAUAAGAAGAGGUGGCACUUGUGUUGUGAACCCUACAGAUUUAUUCUGCUCUGUUCCUGGUCGUCUUUCCCUCUUGAGUUCUACAUCAAAAUACAAAGUGACCAUAGCAGAAGUCAAAAGACGCCUGUCCCCACCUGAGUGCCUCAAUGCAUCUCUCCUUGGAGGAAUCUUGAGAAGAGCAAAAUCCAAAAAUGGGGGACGUUGUUUAAGAGAAAAGUUGGACAGACUAGGUUUAAAUUUACCAGCGGGAAGAAGAAAAGCUGCAAAUGUUACGUUAUUGACCUCUUUAGUAGAAGGGGAAGCAUUACAUCUGGCAAGAGAUUUUGGUUACACCUGUGAAACAGAGUUCCCAGCGAAGGCAGUUGGAGAACACUUAGCGCGACAGCACAUGGAACAGAAAGAACAGACAGCACGAAAAAAGAUGAUCCUUGCAACAAAGCAAAUUUGCAAAGAGUUUCAGGACCUGCUUAGCCAAGACAGAUCACCUUUGGGAUCAUCAAGACCGACUCCAAUUUUAGACCUAGACAUACAGAGACAUCUAACACAUUUCAGUUUGAUCACUCAUGGUUUUGGAACACCGGCAAUAUGCGCGGCUUUAAGCACCUUCCAAACUGUUCUAAGUGAAAUGCUAAAUUAUUUGGAAAAACACACAACAAACAAAUCCGGAGGAGUAUCAGAAUGUGGCCAGGGAAAUGCCAAUGCAGAAAAAGGAACCCUGCGGAAAACCUCAGAUGUUGUUGUAAAAGAUGCCAAAACAGAAAAGACAGACUAG